Ziziphus jujuba (common jujube) is the source of this 812-nucleotide messenger RNA. RefSeq lists its product as uncharacterized. Bases 93 to 539 code for a protein of 148 amino acids. The record is from RefSeq and is a predicted model, not a curated record. The transcript is spliced from 4 exons. Gene Ontology annotation, molecular function: glutathione peroxidase activity; glutathione transferase activity. Lineage: Eukaryota; Viridiplantae; Streptophyta; Magnoliopsida; Rosales; Rhamnaceae. Gene Ontology annotation, cellular component: membrane; nuclear envelope; endoplasmic reticulum.
CUUCGUUUUCUAUAAAAAACGAAAACCCAGAGAGCUCUUAAAGGAAAAAACAAAAAGAAAAAGAAAAAGAAAAAAAAAAGAAAAAAGAGAAAAUGGGUGCAGCAGCAGUGGAAUUUCUUCCGAGAGAGUACGGAUAUGUGGCUCUAGUUCUUGUAGCCUAUUGCUUCCUCAACUUCUGGAUGGCCUUCCAAGUUGGCAAAGCUCGUAAACGGUAUAAGGUUUUCUAUCCAACUCUUUAUGCUUCGGAGUCCGAAAACAAAGACGCGAAGAUCUUCAACUGUGUUCAGAGAGGGCACCAGAAUUCGCUGGAAAUGAUGCCGAUGUUCUUCGUGUUGAUGGUAUUGGGAGGGCUGAGGCAUCCAUGCGCCACGUCUGCAUUGGGAAUUCUGUAUGUUGUCAGUCGUUUUUUCUACUUCAAAGGCUAUUCCACCGGUGACCCUCAGAAGCGCCUCACUCUCGGGAAAUAUGGAUUCUUGGCUAUCUUCGGGCUGAUGGGUUGCACUAUUUCGUUUGGGGUUAGUCUUCUUCGUGGUGGAUGAGUUCAUAUCUCUAAUUUGCAAAACUUUGCCAUCCUUUUUCCUGCGACUAUUUGGUCUCUACUGUUCGCUUUUUCUAUCCAUUCCUAUUUUGCCUUUUUUUUUUUUUUUCCGUAGCUAUGGAUUAAGAAUAAGGAGAUAUAAAAGCUAGUUUUUAAUGUAUUGGAGUAUUGUUUAUGUUGGAUUUUAGUUUGUGGGCGUCAAUGUUGGAUGUAAUUCUAACAGUUCAAUAUCAAUUGCAGAUAAAGUCGAACUAGAUAGAGAUUUGCCAAUGCA